AUUCACUCACUUCCUGAGGUGCCGAAGGACCCUGUGCUGCCUGUGACUUUGCUCCUAAGUACCUACUGCCGAGAUGUCCUGCCAGCAGAGCCAGCAGCAGUGCCAGCCCCCUCCCAAGUGCACUCCCAAGUGCCCUCCCAAGUGUCCCACCCCCAAAUGCCCUCCAAAGUGUCCCCCUAAGUGCCCUCCAGUCUCUUCCUGCUGCAGUGUCAGCUCCGGAGGCUGCUGUGGCUCCAGCUCUGGGGGCAGCUGUGGCUCCAGCUCUGGGGGCUGCUGCAGCUCUGGGGGAGGUGGCUGCUGCCUGAGCCACCACAGGCACCACAGGUCCCACCGUCACAGACCCCAGAGCUCUGACUGCUGCAGCCAGCCCUCAGGGGGCUCCAGCUGCUGUGGAGGGGGCAGCGGCCAGCACUCUGGAGGCUGCUGCUGAAGUGGACCUUGACUUCCUCUUCCUUCUGAUUCUGCCUGAAUAGCUGAGAGGUUCCAGCAAAAGCUUGAAGUCUUGCCUGGAGAAUCCCUCUGCUCUGGUGUCAGGAAACCCAAAAUCUUUCUCCUUAAUGGCAUUUAGAGACUUUCUUCUGCAGAUCCAUGGCUGCCCUGGGAACUCCAAAGCACACACCUACUUCCUCCCCAGCUCACGCUGCUGUAUUCUGUGCUGCCUGAACUGAAGAAAUAAAAUCCAGAAUCUGCCCCCCAACUUGCUACCAGCCUGCUUGAUUUUCCUGUUUGUGUCAUCCUUGUUCUGCUCCCCUGUGUCUGCUGGUGGCUGCUGAGGCCUUGGUGGACAGAGGAUGGGGAAAGGGGUCAGGAGGAAAAAGCUUGCAUUUCUGUGUGUUUUGUGUUUUUUCUUCUUUCGGUGUUUUCCUUUUAAACCAAGGGACUGAAAUAGCAUUGAGAAAUAUUUUUCUUUCAAAUUCUGGUUCCUUUCACCUAUGUAACCGCAUCCCUCAGGCAUGGCCAGGAGGCCGACUUCAUCCUCCUUCCCACUAUCACCUCUUCAUUCUUGUGUUCCUCGUUCCCCACUCCUUCCACUAACAAUCUCCCUGGACUCCUCCUCCAUACUGUAUGUGCAUGCAUUCACACACACAUAUGUACAUGCACAUAGAUGAGAUGAAUCUGCAUUGUAAAAAAAUUAAAUCACAUUUAGUGCUGUAUAAUUUGCAUGCAAUAAAAUUCAAUAAAAUUAAAUGUAAAAUUAAA
Messenger RNA from Homo sapiens (human), 1200 nucleotides. RefSeq names its product late cornified envelope 1E (gene LCE1E). The transcript has 2 exons. The coding region runs from base 74 to 430 and encodes 118 amino acids. Lineage: Eukaryota; Metazoa; Chordata; Mammalia; Primates; Hominidae. The record is from RefSeq and is marked validated. Gene Ontology annotation, biological process: epidermis development.